CUCGCAGGCCACAAGCUUUCCAUUAAGCAAACCAGAACGUGAUUCUCCUUCAGAACACGAACACUCUUCAGAGUUCAGAUGGCAGCGAGGGAUAGCCGUGCUCCGGCUAUGGUGCAGGUGAGGUGCUUGCUGGUGUUGGCUGUCUUCCUCUUGGUGGGAACCCAUGGCGGUGACGCGCAGCCGCUCGUGCCGGGGGUCAUGACGUUCGGCGACUCGACGGUCGACGUCGGGAACAAUGACUACCUACACACCAUCAUCAAGGCGAACUUCCCGCCCUACGGCAGGGACUUCGAGAACCAUGUGGCCACGGGGAGGUUCUGCAACGGCAAGCUGGCCACCGACAUCACCGCUGAUACGUUGGGGUUUACUAGCUACGCCCCUGCAUACCUCAGCCCACAGGCGUCAGGGAAGAACCUUCUGAUGGGAGCCAACUUCGCAUCGGCAGGAUCUGGGUACUACGACCACACGGCACGUAUUUAUCACGCGAUCCCUUUGUCCCAACAACUGGAGUACUUCAAGGAGUACCAGUCUAAGCUGGCCGCGGUGGCUGGGAGCAGCCAGGCUCGGUCGAUCAUCACCGGCUCGCUCUACAUCAUCAGCGCCGGUGCAAGUGACUUCGUCCAGAACUACUACAUAAACCCUUUUCUUUUCAAGACCCAGACCGCCGGCCAGUUCUCCGACCGCCUCAUCGGCAUCUUCAGCAACACCGUGUCGAAACUCUACAGCAUGGGAGCACGGCGCAUCGGCGUGACGUCGCUGCCGCCGCUGGGCUGCCUCCCCGCGGCGAUCACGCUGUUCGGCCAUGGGAGCAACCGGUGCGUGUCGAGGCUCAACAGCGACUCCCAGAGCUUCAACAGGAAGAUGAAAGCCACCGUCGACUCGCUGUCGAGCCGGUACCCUGAUCUCAAGAUCGCAGUGUUCGACAUCUACACGCCCCUGUACGACCUCGUCACCUCUCCUGAAUCACAAGGCUUCACGGAGGCGAGGCGGGGAUGCUGCGGGACGGGCACGGUGGAGACGACGGUGCUCCUCUGCAACCCCAAAUCGAUCGGGACGUGCCCGAACGCGACGACGUACGUGUUCUGGGACGCCGUUCACCCGUCGGAGGCGGCCAACCAAGUGCUCGCCGACGCGCUCAUCACGGAGGGCCUGGCCUUGGUUACAUAGACCAGUGGAGCUACCUCUGCUCGUGGGGUCCAGCCUUCGACCAGUAUAUGUCCUUAGAUGAAACAAGCUACAAGAAUCUUGGAAGAAAAUAACGUUGGUUCAUAGUGCAAACUCCGAACUUUCAAACUCUGUAGUUGCUUGGGCUCUAAAGAUCUCUAUAAUGAUUUUUUUUCUUGCUUUUGAUAUAUUACUAUACUAGUUAAAUACUCGUACGUUGUAACAGGACAAAAAAUAUUUAUAAGGAAUGAGAAAUAAGUUAAAAUA
Molecule: messenger RNA, 1431 nt
Organism: Phragmites australis (common reed)
Lineage: Eukaryota; Viridiplantae; Streptophyta; Magnoliopsida; Poales; Poaceae
Product: GDSL esterase/lipase APG-like
Exons: 5
Coding region: 79-1167 (362 amino acids)
Cellular component (GO): apoplast
Molecular function (GO): hydrolase activity, acting on ester bonds
Source: RefSeq, a predicted model, not a curated record